AUGUUUCCCACGACCCCCACUGAAGCCGUCACGCCGUUUCCUGGCCCGUCUGGGACUGCCUUGACUGCAGGCCCAAUCCAGCGAAGCGUCUCAGUGUUCGCCAACACAAGCCACCCCCAGCAUCCUGUCUUUGGCAUCUCGGCCUUUGGCACCAUCGUGGCUUCAGUGAAGCAGGAGAAGCCUGCAGCAACAACUCACUUCUCUCCUUCUCAUACAUCUCCAUCCACGUCCACAUCCACACCUGCUGCUGGUUUUGCGGCUCUUGGUUCUUCAAGCAUUGAGUAUUCAAAGCCGUUGGCUUCUUCGUCUUCUUCUACUGUUGCUGCUUCGCGGGGUUUCGCUCGGUUUUCUUCUCUGGACGAGCUGGUGGUCAACCGGGAUGUUUCCACAGGACCGGAUAGGCUCAGCCGAUGUGUGUCCGGAGCCCCCGGUCAAUUUGACCAGCUUCCUCAGACAUUCGAAUCUCAAAAAACCUUGAAGGACGUUGUCACGCCGCGCCUGACAAACAGCCAAGCGCUGUUUUACUUCGGUGUGCUGGCCACAAAGGCCAAUCUCAACCCCCGGUUCACCUUCAAGCACGGGUUUCAGCAUGUCCACAGAGUCGGGGUUCUGCUCAUUUUCUAUGGUCAUACCAUUUCGAUCGAGACUCGGUAUGCCACCGCGCGCGGAGCCAAGGCGGCCGCGUGUCGGCAGGCGCUUGCGGAGCUCAGGGAGUAUAAUCCCCAGUGGCCACUCCCCGCUGAGCCGACGGAGGGCCGAACUGAUGUUGCUUGGAACUGGACUCAGCUUCUGGAAGAACACUGCGCGCAGAACGGUCUACCGGGUCCGAAGUAUAUCCCCCGGCAUGAGUUUUAUUGCGAUGUCUUGAUCAACGGCGAGAAGCUGAGCACCUGCCGGCAGUGUAUCUCGCUGCAUGAAGCCCAGCAAACAGUUGCGCACGUUGCAUUCCACCAGCUGCUGGUGUAG
Penicillium riverlandense is the source of this 966-nucleotide messenger RNA. RefSeq lists its product as uncharacterized. The coding region runs from base 1 to 966 and encodes 321 amino acids. NCBI's taxonomy places the organism in Eukaryota, Fungi, Ascomycota, Eurotiomycetes, Eurotiales, Aspergillaceae. The transcript has 3 exons. The record is from RefSeq and is a predicted model, not a curated record.